UUAAGCAUGUGUUUUUCUAUCUAGGCUGUCUGUAGGAUCCUCCUUAUCUGAAGAGCAUACUCGAGGUGCCUUAUUGCUCGAGGAACCCUCGAGGUGCCUUAUUGCUAUUAUAAACUGGUUAGCAACGUAAUUAUUGCAGUAAAAAUACAUGUUUUUUCAUACCCGUGGUAUACUUCAGAGCUGUAAUUUCUGCAGGCUAUUACUGGGACACUAUGCAACACACCACCUCUAACCCUUAUGGUUUCCUGCAUGCAUUCUAAUUAAAACAGAUAUCUGGCUUAACUCAGACAGGUCUAAUCACAGGUAUUCUUUCAUGCUAUAUUUCUGACAUGUUGGGUUAAAAGCAAUGAAUGAGUAAAACAGUACAACUCUCCUCCACUGCCUGGCUAAACCACUCCCCUCUCUAAAACAACCGUGAACUGAGUAGUUUGGUGAGUCCGCAAAGGACACGACGUCGAAACGCUGCGAUCAAAUUGAAGGAUUCUCCCACAACAAAUACAGCACAAACAUGCCAAACUGGGGAGGAGGUAACAAGUGUGGUGCAUGCCAGGGGACAGUGUACCAUGCUGAGGAGGUGCAGUGUGAUGGGAAGAGCUUCCACAAAUGCUGCUUCCUGUGCAUGGUCUGCAGAAAGGGUUUAGACAGCAACAAUGUGGCCAUCCACGACACUGAGAUCUACUGCAAGUCCUGCUAUGGAAAGAAGUACGGCCCCAAGGGCUACGGCUACGGCCAGGGAGCUGGGACACUCAGCAUGGACCGUGGAGAGAGACUGGGGAUCAAACCAGAGGACCAUGGCAUAAGAACUGCUUCCGCUGUGCCAAGUGUGGGAAGAGCCUGGAGUCUACCACCCAGACAGAGAAAGAUGGCGAGAUCUACUGCAAAGCAUGUUACGCAAAGAACUUUGGACCCAAAGGAUUUGGUUAUGGCCAGGGAGCUGGCGCUCUGGUGCAUGCCUAAUGAUGAUCACCCUCAAGACAAGGCAUUUCUGACUGUGAAAACCGCUGUGCUACGUUGUUUUUUUAAAGGCUGGGGGAGGGCCAUAAUAGGGAGGAUUUACCAUUUACAAAUAUACAAUAAAUAAAAAGCUUUACCAAAAACAA
Oncorhynchus mykiss (rainbow trout) is the source of this 1100-nucleotide messenger RNA. NCBI's taxonomy places the organism in Eukaryota, Metazoa, Chordata, Actinopteri, Salmoniformes, Salmonidae. The record is from RefSeq and is a predicted model, not a curated record.